This is a messenger RNA of Daktulosphaira vitifoliae (grape phylloxera), 3913 nucleotides long. It is a transcript of the gene dachs, whose product is annotated as unconventional myosin-IXb. The transcript has 18 exons. NCBI's taxonomy places the organism in Eukaryota, Metazoa, Arthropoda, Insecta, Hemiptera, Phylloxeridae. Bases 268 to 3687 code for a protein of 1139 amino acids. Gene Ontology annotation, molecular function: ATP binding; cytoskeletal motor activity; actin filament binding. The record is from RefSeq and is a predicted model, not a curated record. Gene Ontology annotation, cellular component: cytoplasm; actin cytoskeleton; vesicle. Gene Ontology annotation, biological process: actin filament organization; vesicle transport along actin filament.
UUGCCCUCAGUUUAUGUCCGUUGGCCGGCUCCGAAACAGCGAUGUUGUGUUAGUAUCAUGUCCGUAUAUUAGUGUGAUAGUUUUUUAAUAAAAUAUCGACAAUUGUUAAAUAUAGAGCUAAAAUACGCGUAGCAUGAUUGUUCGCCGUUUAUUACAGUGAUAGUAUUUCAAGGCUAAAUUAACUUUACAGUGAUGAGGACUAUUAUCUUUGAAAUUGUUGAGUAGCAUUACGAUAAUUGGGACGCCUUUGGCAUCCAUUUACUUAUUAUGAUGACCAGCGUGGGUCAUUCAAAAGUAUUCAUAUUGGAUAAAUACUUCACCGAGCUACAAAAAUUUUGGGAAACGGAAAUUAAGCUUCAGGAUGCGUCCUGUUCAAAUGAGGCUGUACAUUUACAGCAAAGACUGCGUAGCCUGAGUACCGAACUGGUUACUCUCCGGAAUAGCCUUAAUCAAGGUCAAGGAGCAACAAAUGGUGGCCAAGGGUGUUCUUUGCAACCAAUUAAACAAUUGCCGGCAAAUUUCACUAAUAAUAAUAAUAAUGGUGCAUUGAAUACUGGCAAAUCAGCUCCUACCAGUCCAUCGAAAACUUUGUUAGCCCCGCCGGUGUUACCAAGAACCUCGUUACCCACUUUACCUAUUUCAGAUAAGCUCUUUAAAGGUAAAGAUGAAUUGGUAUGUAAUGACCAAAUACCCAAAUGUCUUAGUACAACAUCAAUUGCUACACAGCAACAACAACAACAACAGAAGACUGAAACGAACCAGCAGCAGCAACAGACGCAACGGCGGUCAAAUGGACCGGCUGCAGCCGCCACAGGGUAUACUACCGGUACAGGUGGGUUGACCGUUGACGGUGACCUGAUCCAUCUUCCUGGGCCAUUGACCGAAGAUGCAGUGCUUAAGGCUUUGCAUAGUCGGUUUUGCACGACACAAAUGUUUACCAACAUUGGGCCCGUUUUACUAUGUAUGAAUUCAUAUAAAGACGUUGGAAAUCCAAUGACUUUAACUAGUAUGAGGGGAGCUUCAUUAGAUUUGAAACUGCAUAAAGUAAUUCUAGAUGCUGUUAGACAACAAACUGAAUCUGGUUACCCUCAAGCAAUCAUACUAUCUGGUAUCAGUGGUUCUGGUAAAACGUACGCAUCAAUGUUAUUGUUAAGACAAUUAUUCGAUGUGGCAGGUGGUGGUCCAGAAACCGAUGCCUUUAAGCAUUUAGCCGCUGCAUUUACAGUGCUUAGAUCUUUAGGCUCAGCCAAAACAUCUUCAAAUUCAGAGUCUAGUCGAAUCGGACAUUUCAUCGAAGUACAAGUUACUGAUGGUGCUUUGUAUCGAACAAAAAUACAUUGUUAUUUCUUGGACCAAACAAGAGUCGUACAUCCAUUACCAAAUGAAAAAAAUUAUCACAUAUUUUAUCAAAUGCUCGCUGGUUUAACUCAAGAUGAAAGAGUUAAAUUGAACUUGGAAGGAUAUUCCCCUUCUAAUCUACAAUAUUUGAUGCAUGGCGAUACAAGACAAGAUGAAGUUGAAGAUGCAGCAAGAUUUCAGUCGUGGAAAUCUUGUCUAGGACUUCUCGGUAUCCCUUUCAUGGAUGUUGUUAGAGUUCUUGCCGCUGUCUUGCUAUUGGGUAAUGUCAAUUUUGUAAAUAAUGGAACUGGUGAAGUUAUCGCCAAAGGUGAAAAUGAAUUGGCUGCUGUAGCUAGAUUAUUGGGCAUUUCGUUCCCAUCAUUACUCCGGGGUAUUACAACAAGAACAUAUUCGGAAACUACUCGAGGAAACACUCAAUUAAUAAAAACUAGUUGCGAUGCUAACAUGGCUAAUUCUAUUAGAAAUUCUCUAGCCAAAGCUCUUUACUGUAGAACUGUUGCUACUAUCGUACGGAGAGCAAAUAGCAAACGAUUGGGUUCAACACUAGGAACACUCAGUAGCGAUUCAAAUGAUUCUGUACACAACCAAGCUGAUGCCGCUAGUCAACACGCUUCUACUAUUGGUACAGCUGGUUCAAAAUCUAGUAAAUCUAUGGCUGCAUUGAACAAUGCUGUAAAUAUCGCUAGACAUGCAACGGAUGGGUCUAUAGGAAUUUUAGAUAUGUUUGGAUUUGAAGAACCCAAACCAAGCCAACUAGAACAUCUUUGCAUCAACCUUUGUGCCGAAACUAUGCAACAUUUUUAUAACACUCACAUAUUUAAAUCAAGCAUUGAAUCAUGUCGGGACGAAGGAAUACACUGUGAUAUAGAAGUAGAUUACGUAGACAAUGUACCUUGUAUAGAUCUCAUUUCAUCAUUAAGAACUGGAUUGUUAAGUAUGUUAGAUGUCGAAUGUUCCAUCAAUGGCUCAGUUGAGUUGUAUUUGAGGAAAGUUAAAAGCCAACAUAGAAAUAAUCCAAGGCUUGUAGAAUCUAAAACAAUUGAUCAAAGAUAUUUCUGCAUUCAACAUUUCGCUGGUAGAGUUGUUUAUAAUGUUACAGAUUUUUUGGAAACUAAUAAAGAUGUAGUGCCCGAUGAUCUCGUGUCCGUUUUCCAUAAGGGAUUAUGUUCCUUUGGUUUCGCUACACAUUUAUUUGGAAGUGAGCUCAAAGCACUUUACAGCCUUGAAACUGUCCCAAGAGGAAUAAAAUUUCGAAUAUCACCAACAUCACAUUCUGAUUUAUUGAAUGGAAAUGAACCAGUGUCUACAUUAACUCAAGAUUUUCAUACUCGACUCGAUAAUUUAUUGAGAUCAUUAGUUCAUGCUAGACCUCAUUUUGUGCGUUGUAUUAAAUCUAAUGCUACAGAGACCCCUGAAAAAUUUGAUAGAGCUGUAGUUAUGCGACAAAUACGUUCAUUACAAGUUUUAGAAACUGUAAAUUUGAUGGCGGGAGGUUUCCCUCAUCGAAUGCGAUAUAAAGCUUUUAAUCUAAGAUAUAAGACUUUGGCGCCAUUCAACAAACUAAUGAGGAUCGACGAUAGAGCAACUGAUGACUGCAACUUAAUAUUACAGUGUAUUGAAGAAAAAAUUAACACAAAAUAUAGUGAAGUUAGUAUGAAUUGGGCAUUUGGAAAAAGACAUGUUUUCUUAAGUGAGGGUGUUAGACAGCUUCUAGAAAAACUUAGAUGGGAAACUCACCAUAAUGCGGCUGUACUUAUACAAUGUACCUGGAGAAGUUGGAGAAUGCGUAGAAAAUGGCCUGGCACCAAGAGAGUGUUACAAAUGCAGCAGUCUGUUAAUCCAAUUACACAAUGUUUAAACGGAAAGAUAAAUAUGAAUAACAGAAAAGUAAAUAACAUAAACAGUGCAUCUGGUACACAAGUUGCAAAUUAUCCUAUUUCAAAUAAUACUAAUACUGCUACUCUUACAAGACCUAGACCACAACCAAUAACCGGUACACCACCUCCGGAUCAAACUGAAAAAUUCGACCAAACAAUUUUACAAACAUGUAAUCUAGUUGGAUUAAAUUUAGAACGACCUCCACCAUUACCUCCUAGUCGCUCGUACACUGUAUCAGGCAAUACUAAAGUCGGUUAUCCACAAAGUCGUAUAAUGAAAAAGUCAUAUCCAGAAGAAGGAAAUUGUGAUGUUACUUUAAUGAAAGGUGAUUUGGUUAUCGUAGUUGGUGCAUCUAGUAGAAGAGGACAUCUAAUUGUUGAAUAUUGUAAUCGAAGUCUUGACGUGCCAUUCCAAUUUUUAGAAUUGAAGCCUAGACCUGUUGCUAUAUAAAAGCUGAAAUUUAUUUAGGCAAAAUAUAAAAAGUAGUAUCAAAAUGUUUAUAGAAAUAAUUUUUAUUGUUAAUAUUAUUCAGGUUCUUAUAUAGAAUAUUCAAAAUUUCUAUUUACUUGAACCAUGUAUAUAUAAUUUUUGUAUUAUAAUAAUACAUCAAAUUUAGUACAAAUUGGUUAUAUUUAAACCUUGUUAAUUGUAUAUGGUAUAUUAUAUUAUGUAUAAU